This is a messenger RNA of Alligator sinensis (Chinese alligator), 3332 nucleotides long. RefSeq names its product acid sensing ion channel subunit family member 4 (gene ASIC4). Gene Ontology annotation, biological process: sodium ion transmembrane transport. The transcript has 10 exons. The coding region runs from base 28 to 1644 and encodes 538 amino acids. The record is from RefSeq and is a predicted model, not a curated record. NCBI's taxonomy places the organism in Eukaryota, Metazoa, Chordata, Crocodylia, Alligatoridae. Gene Ontology annotation, molecular function: ligand-gated sodium channel activity. Gene Ontology annotation, cellular component: membrane.
GCGGGGCGCGCCGCCCGCGCCGGGCAGAUGCCGAUCGAGAUCGUUUGCAAAAUCAAAUUUGCCGAGGAGGAUGAGAAGCAGAAGGAGGAGGAGGAAGGCGACCGGGAGAGCCUGCUGGAGGAGCCCGGGCGCCCGCGCUCCCGCGACCUGGCCACCUUCGCCGGCACCAGCACCCUGCACGGCCUCGGCCACAUCUGCGGGUCAGGGCGCCUGGGCGUGCGGCAGAGCCUCUGGGCACUGGCCUUCCUGGCCUCGCUGGCCUUCUUCCUGUACCAGGCGGCCAAGUCGGCACUGCUGUACCUGGAGCACCCGCGCGUCACGGCGCUGGACGAGGAGGCCAUCCGGGAGAUGGUGUUCCCCGCCGUCACCCUCUGCAACAUCAACCGCUUCCGGCACUCGGCGCUCACCGACGCCGACAUCUUCCACCUGGCCAACAUGACGGGGCUGCCGCCCAAGGACCGCGACGGCCACAAGGCCGCCGACCUGCUCUACCCCGACCCCGACAUGGCCGACAUCGUCAACCGCACCGGACACCAGCUGCACGACAUGCUCAAGAGCUGCAACUUCAGCGGCGAGAACUGCUCGGCCCACGACUUCGCCGUGGUCUACACACGCUACGGGAAGUGCUACACCUUCAAUGGGGACCGGAGGAACCCACGCGUGGCCCGGCAGGGCGGCAUGGGCAACGGGCUGGAGAUCAUGCUGGACAUCCAGCAGGAGGAAUACCUGCCCAUCUGGAGGGAAACCAACGAGACGUCCUUCGAGGCCGGGAUCCGGGUGCAGAUCCACAGCCAGGACGAGCCGCCCUACAUCCACCAGCUCGGCUUCGGCGUCUCCCCCGGCUUCCAGACCUUCGUGUCGUGCCAGGAGCAGCGGCUCACAUACCUGCCCCAGCCAUGGGGCAGCUGCCGGGCCAGAGUGCCGGGGGAGCAGACGCUGCCGGGCUACGAGACCUACAGCAUCGCUGCCUGCCGCCUGCAGUGCGAGAAGGAGGCCGUGGUGCACAGCUGCCACUGCCGCAUGGUCCACAUGCCAGGGAACGAGUCCAUCUGCUCCCCCAAUGUGUACAUCGAGUGUGCCGACCACACGCUGGACAUGGUGGUGGAGGACACGCGGGAGCUGUGCAGCUGCCCCACACCCUGCAACCUGACGCGCUACGGCAAGGAGAUCUCCAUGGUGCGCAUCCCCAACAAGGGCUCAGCCCGCUACCUCGCCCGCAAGUACAACCGCAAUGAGACCUACAUCCGAGAGAACUUCCUGGUGCUGGACAUCUUCUUUGAGGCGCUGAACUAUGAGGCCAUCGAGCAGAAGAAGGCCUACGACCUGGCCGGGCUGCUGGGUGACAUUGGGGGGCAGAUGGGGCUGUUCAUUGGCGCCAGCAUCCUCACUGUCCUGGAGAUCCUGGACUACAUGUACGAGGUGAUCCGGGACAGGGUGAACCGUGCCCUGCGCCGCUCCAAGCCGCCCCUGAAGAAGCCGUCGGGCAGCAUCGCCACGCUGGGCCUCGAGGAGCUCAAGGACCAGAGCCCCUGCGAGACGCUGGGCCGGCACGUGGAAGGCGCCUACACCGCCGGGAUCCUGCCCAACCACCACCACCGCCACCACUACUCCCACCAGGGCGUCUUCGAGGACUUUGCCUGCUAGGCCGGGCCGCACCGCCCAAACCCGCGCCCGGCUCCGUGCGCACGGGGCUGCCCCGCUCCCGUCCAGGCCGGCGCGGCCCUGACCCCACCAGCCUCCUGCGCUGCCCAGAGACGCCGCCGAGGCCCUGCCCGGGGACUCCUCCCGCCCAGCCCUGCGCCGGCACCCGGGGCCGGCCCCGUCUCCAAGCACACGGCGCGGCGCAGACGGACGGAGCGGCGCAGCAGGGCAGAGCGAGGGGCCAGCCUGGCGCCGAGACCGGGGCCCAGGGGACAGAGCCGCUGGCUGCAGGCGGGGGAGCAAUGCAGAUGGGGGAGGCAGUAGAUGUGUUGCAUGCGUGGUGGGUUGGCCUUUUGGGGGUGCCUCCCGCCCUGCAGCCCCAGGCUGGAUGGGCAUUGCCCCCCACGCAGCGCCCCACUGCCGCGGAGGAGUUCACCCCGACCUCGACAGGCAGAGAUGCAGCCUGACCCUGGGAAGAGCCCCUGCGUGGCAGCCCCGUGGCUCCUGGGAGGCCGGCACCCGUGGGCUGUCACUGGGCCCCGCCGUGGCUCAGCUGCCACAGCCAGCCCUGCGCCUCAGUGGCCCCUGGGCCUGGUCACCCUGCCUGCAGCCCUCGCAGCUCCCAGCCCUGCGCAGCACCCACACUGUGACCCCGCCAGCCCCAGGCCCCCUGCAUGCACCUGUGCAGCACUGACACUGUGACCCCGACCCCGCCCCAGACCCCGCCGUGCCAUCGCUGCACCCCUCGCCCUGCCCAUUGCCGCCCCGGUCAGUGCCGACGUGCUGACCCUGCCCAGCAUCAUACCCACCGGUAGCCCCCUUCCCACGGCUCCCCCGGGGCACGGGAAGAUGCGCCGAGCCCUUCCCGCCAGCCGGCCAGGUUAGAGCCAACACAGCACAUGGGCGCAGCCCUCCCGGGGUCUCCACCCAGCGCCAGCGCCAGUGCCAGCGCCAGCCUCACCCACAGCACACGGCCCUUGCACGCGUGCACACACACACAGCCACAUCCCUCCCACCCCCCACACACACGCAGUCCCCCCGGCACGGGCACCGGCUGAGCCCACACGCUGUAUAUUUGUACAUAGUUGCCAGCAGCCCCAGUUCGUGGCAGAGCCCCGGGGCGGGGGUGCACUGGGCCGUGCGGUGCAGCAGGGAGCCCGGGGCUCCCCGGGGUGGCUCACGGGGACGCUCAGGCUUGGUCCGGGGACAGCAGGUGGGCAGUACUGGCCAAACCCCAGGGCUGUUCCCUGCCAGCCUAACGCGGCGCUGGCGGGUCGUGGGGUUGGGGCGGCUCCAGGGCACCGCGCAGGCCUGAGCUCAGGGCAGCCCUGGGAGUUGCAGGGCUGCGCUCUGCCCCUUUCUGUCACUGCGGGCAGGGAAGGGGGCAGCUGUCGCAUGCCCGCGCCCCCAGGAUGUGCAUCCAUGCCAAGCUGCGCAGCGGGGCUUGCCAGGCAUUGCCUGGACCCACGGGGACAGGGACAGCCAGGGGAGCGCGUUCCUCGGCCAGCGGCUGUCUGUGCCCUGCGGAGCCCUGAGGCCUGGGCUGUUCCCAGAGCGCGGCCCCUAACACCCCUAACCCCAGCCCCAGCCGAUGGCGCAGCCGCAGCGCCUAGAGCCCCACAAGCACCUGCUCCAAGCCAGGGCGCAGCCCUGGAAGAGCCGCGGGGAGCGCCCACCCAUGCAUCGGCCCA